Messenger RNA from Geosmithia morbida, 243 nucleotides. RefSeq lists its product as uncharacterized. NCBI's taxonomy places the organism in Eukaryota, Fungi, Ascomycota, Sordariomycetes, Hypocreales, Bionectriaceae. The record is from RefSeq and is a predicted model, not a curated record. The coding region runs from base 1 to 243 and encodes 80 amino acids. The transcript has a single exon.
AUGACGUCUAUCGGCUCCGGCUCGGUUUUGGGCGCCGGGAGCGCCAGGACGGGCGCCGGGGGAGGCGAGGGCGGAGGGCAGGGCUCGAUGACGACGGGGGGUUCCAUCGGGGCCGGGGGCGGGGGAGGUGGUGGGCUGGGAGGGAUGAUGCGCGUUAUGCUCGUGUUUACCGUAGUGAUGUCCGGUUCUGGAUGCUGGAGGUACACGCGCUUCUUGGCACCGGGACGGGCCCAUUCUUCGUGA